AUGGAAUCUAUGAGCAAUCGCCUCAAGAACCUUGGCUUUGGACGAAAGAGCAGUGUAAACAUUCAGACCACCAACCACCUCUCCCCGACAACCAACGGCGCUACCCCUACCCCUCCACAGAGCUCAUCCACCACGAGCUUACCUAUGAAUCCUCAGCCAAACCCUGCAGGUCGACCACCAAGUUAUUCUUACAACGUCGCAGGUAGGCCCACGAGCCCGCUACCGCCGGGCCAAACUCAGCUUGCGCAUCACCCUCCACCUAUCGAUACAACUCAGCGAUUUCCUGCCGCAACUCCUCCAAUGGCUCCACCCCAACCACCUGGGUAUGGAGGAUAUGCACAGCAUCCCCAGGGGGUCGGCGCGCCUCACGGCAUGAAUCAGUAUACUCGUCCAGCAGAAGUUGACGGAGGUGGGAGAUCGAAAGCGCAGCUGAUUGUUGGCAUUGAUUUCGGCACCACAUUUUCAGGAGUUGCAUUUGCCUUUGCGACCAAUACAGAGGCCAAAGAAGAUAUUAUCACGGAAUGGCCAGGAGCAGGUAAUCAAACGAAGCAAAAGAUUCCAACAGUGUUAUACUACGAUCAAUAUCAAAAGGUUGUAGGUUGGGGUCCUGAUAUCGCUGAUGCUCUCGCUCCGACUGGUUAUCCAAAACCUGGCGUACAGAAGGUUGAAUGGUUCAAGCUUCAGCUCAUGCUCUCCGGAAAUACUUACAUCGACCCAAUAAACCUUCCGCCUCUGCCACCGGGCAAAUCCGAAAUUGACGUGGCUGCCGACUACCUCUUCAAGAUUCGCCAGGCAAUGCGCGCACAACUUCAGAAAACACUGGGAGAGGUUUUCAACCGUGAAGAACGGAACAUUAGAUACUUCCUCACUGUACCGGCUAUCUGGAAUGAUGCUGGCAAGGCUGCAACAAGAGCUGCGGCCAUACAGGCGGGCUUUUUGCGAGAUGAGAACGAUACCAGGUUGACCUUGAUCACCGAACCAGAAGCGGCUGCGAUGUUCUGUUCCAAGACGGGUCUAUUGAACCUCAAGAUACAUGAUGCUCUUCUGAUCGUUGACUGCGGUGGAGGUACAGUCGAUCUGAUUGCCUACGAAGUUGAGGAGGAAACACCCUUCACGGUUGCGGAAUGUACAGCUGGUUCAGGCGAUUCCUGCGGCAGCACAGCCUUGAAUCGAAACUUCAGCAAUAUCCUGCGUGCCAAGAUUCGAAAGAUGAAACUACCUGACGGUUCUCGGACAGCCGGGCGUGUCUACGCAAAGUGUAUCAUGGACUUUGAAAACCGGAUCAAAGCCGAUUUCCGCAACAAUGGGCAGAAAUGGGCGGUUGAUGUUGGUAUUGAGGCCGAGUUCCCGGAAGCAGGCAUAGAAGAAGGAUACAUGACAUUCACUAACGAAGAGAUUCUGCAAUGCUUUGAACCAGUCGUGAACAGAAUCCUGGAACUUGUUCGGAAUCAAAUCAUUGCCAUCCAAGCGCAAAACAGAUCCUUGCAGAAUGUGCUUGUAGUUGGCGGGUUCGGCGCAUCAGAAUAUCUCUUUCAGCAAAUCAAACUCCACGUUCCACCUCAGUUCCAAUCCAAAGUUGUUAGGCCUAUGGAUUCGGUUGCCGCUAUCGUCAAAGGAGCCGUCACAGCUGGUAUCACAGAGCGAAUCGUCACGUCGCGGGUGGCGAGGAGGCACUAUCUUAUGGCGACCUUGCAGCCUUUCAAAGAAGGUCAUCAUCCUGAGCAGUACCGGGUGCCGAGUCUGGAUGGGAAAGACAGAUGCAAAUACACCAGGCAGAUUUUCGUUCAGAAGGGCGAAAGGGUCAAGAUUGGCGAGCCAGUAAAAGUGUCAUUCUUCCGACAAGUCGCACCCGGUGCCACGCUCAUGUAUGAGGAUAUUUUGUAUGCUUGUGAUGAGGAUAUUUGUCCUGAAUACACCAAAGAUCCACGUAUCAAGGAAGUCGUGACUUUAACCAGUGAUCUUUCGAGAAAGAAUCUUGAAAAGGACUUUGAGAGAAUGGAUACCCCCCAAGGCACUUUCUAUCGUGUCUACUUCGAUAUUUACCUUACUCUUGAUGGGAGCGAGUUCAAUGCCGAGUUGGUGUGUCAGGGUGAUGUGAUGGGGAGGUGUAGUGCGAGGUUUAGGUGA
Messenger RNA from Endocarpon pusillum Z07020, 2127 nucleotides. RefSeq lists its product as uncharacterized. The transcript has 4 exons. NCBI's taxonomy places the organism in Eukaryota, Fungi, Ascomycota, Eurotiomycetes, Verrucariales, Verrucariaceae. The record is from RefSeq and is a predicted model, not a curated record. The coding region runs from base 1 to 2127 and encodes 708 amino acids. Gene Ontology annotation, molecular function: ATP-dependent protein folding chaperone; ATP binding.